AGCUAGAGUUCAUGAGAUCUGCGCAAGAUCUCACCUAGACUGGCCGCACACAACGCGACAGUCCUCCAAAAUUAGUAUUCGUGGGUCCCCGAGCACCAUCAUCAUCCUGCGCAUCUCGUUUGGCUGCCCCGCGAGGCUGUGACCAAGCAUGCAGCUCCUUCUGCUGUGGGUAGCGGUGCACGCCGCCGCGGCGCUCGUGCACACGACUACUCUGCCCCACAAGACGCGCCUACUCGCGACCACGACGCUCGUCGACCGCGCGCUGGACACGCUCGAGGACGCGACGCUCCAUCUCACGCGCCUGUCGGAAGGCGAUGCCCAGGACGUCGGCCCGCGAAAUGAUGACGACGACCGCGCGACGCUCGUCGUCCUCGGCUCGGGCUGGGCCUCGCACGCGCUCAUCAAGGUCGUCGACGCGAACAAGUACCGCGUCGUCGUCGUGAGCCCGCGGAACCACUUCGUCUUUACGCCGAUGUUGGCCUCGGCCGCCGUCGGUACCGUGGAGUACAGGUCGAUGACGGAGAGCGUGCGAGGGGCAAAUCCCCUCGUGCAGUUCGUCGAGGGCGCGGCCACGGGCGUGAAUCUUGACCAAAGGUACGUGAUGGUGCAGCCGGUCCCGUUGGGUGGGGACGCGCCGGCGCCGCAACGCAUCAGCUACGACGCCCUUGUGGUAGCCGUCGGCUCGCGAGCGGCCGACGCGAACGUGCCCGGGGCGCGGGAGCGCUGCUUUGCGCUGAAGGAUUGCGAGGACGCGCGACGGCUGCGGGAGGCAGUAGGUGAGCGCUUCGAGCGGGCCGCGCGGGCGGGCGAUGCGGCGACGGCCCGCGAGCUCACGUUCGCGGUCGUGGGCGGCGGCGCUACCGGUGUGGAAUUGGCCGGAGAACUCAGUGACUUUGUCAACGACGUGGGGCGGCUCUACCCGUCGCUGCCGCAAGAAGCGCCGCGCGUCGUCUUGGUGCAUAGCGGCGACGAGCUCCUGCCGCAGUUCGACCCGGAUUUGCGCAUUGAGGCGCUCCGGGCCUUGGAGCGGCGUGGUGUCCUCGUGCGGUUGGGGCGGCGCGUCCAGCGCGUCGACGAGGAAGCGUUACGGCUCGACGACGGCUCGGACGUGCCGUGUGCGCUGUGCGCGUGGUACGUUUCUGAGUCCGAAACGACCCAUACGCCAUCGCAGCGACGCGUCGACACGCAGGUGCGCCGGCACGGCACCUGUGCCCUUCACCGAAUCGCUCCCGGUGCCUGUCGGGGACGACGGUCGACCCUUUGUCGACGGUUGGUUGCGGGUGGCGGGAUCCCCGCCAGGCACUGUCUACGGUCUGGGCGACGCAUUCUGCUGUAUACCCAACGGCGAGAGCGAGCCCGUUCCGCAGACCGCCCAGGUCGCGGGCCGUGCGGAAUCAAAUUUCAGGCGCCCCACGACGCGAUGUUGUCUCCAUUUCCACACAGGUCGCCGGCCAGCAGGGUGCGUACGUCGCUCGUCUGCUCAAUCGCGGCUACGACUGCGUCCGAACGCCGCCUCGGCUACCAGCCGAGACUCGGACGCCGGUCGCCAACUGGCUCCGGUUGCGGGGCGCGGAGGAGGCGUCGGAGUUUUCGUUUCUGAACCUAGGGCUCCUCGCGUACGUCGGAGGUGGAGAAGCCUUGUCCCAGGUCCAGGUCGGAGACGCCCGAGUCGGCGCGUGGGCGGGCUCCGCGGCCUUCCUGUUGUGGAGGUCCGUCUACAUUGUGAAGCAGGUCGCGACGCGGAACCGCGUGCUCGUCACGUUCGACUGGGUCAAGACGGCCCUUUUCGGUCGGGAUAUCACUCGGCUUUGAUGAUAUGUGUAAGAUCUUUUUG
Molecule: messenger RNA, 1834 nt
Organism: Pelagomonas calceolata
Lineage: Eukaryota; Pelagophyceae; Pelagomonadales; Pelagomonadaceae
Source: the annotation of a GenBank genome assembly